Messenger RNA from Eutrema salsugineum, 1121 nucleotides. RefSeq names its product putative L-ascorbate peroxidase 6. Gene Ontology annotation, biological process: hydrogen peroxide catabolic process; cellular response to oxidative stress; response to reactive oxygen species. The record is from RefSeq and is a predicted model, not a curated record. The transcript has 10 exons. Gene Ontology annotation, molecular function: peroxidase activity; heme binding. NCBI's taxonomy places the organism in Eukaryota, Viridiplantae, Streptophyta, Magnoliopsida, Brassicales, Brassicaceae. The coding region runs from base 21 to 1013 and encodes 330 amino acids.
UUCUCGUCCCACCGUUAAAGAUGACGACGACGACGACUGCGUCUCUGUUUGAAACUUCUCUUUCUCGGUGCUACUCGUCUUCUUCUUCUUCUUCUUCUUUCAAAUUCGAAUCUCCCGCGAAAACGAAAACGCGACUGUUCUCGCCAGCGACUGGGAAUCAUGUUAUCCGAUCGGUGACAGCAUGUCGUAUCCGUUGCGCCUCCGAUGAUCCUGGAUCUGUUUUUCUUUCCAGUAGAAGAAAAGUAGUUGUUCUGUUGUCCACGAUGCAGCUUCUGUCUCAGUCACUUCCCCCAAAUGGAAAUGCAGCUGAAAUUUAUCAACUGAUGCAAAACGAAAUAAAGAAAGUGGUGACAAAGGGAAAGGCUGCUGGUGUGCUUCGUUUAGUGUUUCAUGAUGCUGGAACCUUUGAGCUCGACGAUAAUACAGGUGGCAUCAACGGGUCUAUUGCUUACGAACUCGAGAGACCUGAAAACACAGGUUUGAAGAAAUCCCUAAAGGUUCUAGCGAAAGCAAAGAUAAAGGUUGAUGAGAUACAACCAGUGUCUUGGGCGGAUAUGAUAUCUGUCGCUGGGUCUGUAGCGGUUUCAAUAUGUGGCGGCCCAACAAUUCCAGUAGUUUUGGGAAGACUUGAUUCAACGCAACCUGAUCCAGAAGACAAGCUACCUCCAGAAUCCCUGAGUGCCUCGGGUUUGAAAGAAUGCUUCAAAAGAAAAGGAUUUUCGACCCAAGAACUUGUUGCCUUAUCUGGGGCACAUACGCUUGGGAGUAAAGGCUUUGGAGAUCCAACUGUUUUUGACAAUGCAUAUUACAAAAUCCUUCUCGCAAAGCCUUGGACAUCGGCAUCCAAAAUGACGAGCAUGGUCGGGCUUCCUUCGGAUCACGCCUUAGUGGAGGAUGAUGAGUGCUUAAGGUGGGUGAAACGAUAUGCGGAAGAUCAAGACAAGUUCUUCCAAGACUUCACCAAUGCUUAUACCAAACUAGUCAAUUCUGGGGCCAAAUGGAAAAUGUUAUGAUUUCUAAUUUUACCUUUUGUUAGUUCAUAAAUGUUUAAAACGUACCUGAACAAGUUUGGCAGUAAUGCUUAUUUGAGAGUAUGAGAAAAGUUAUCCUGCCUGUUACUA